CGAAGAGGAACUUCGAUGAUGUUCGGCGACAGCCACAGGGCGAUAAGAGACAUCGAGCAGCGCUGUGUUCCUCCUCUUUCGUCUUCUACGACUCGCGCAGGGGGUCACGUGCGCCGUCGCCAUGGCUGAGUCUGUGCAGUGCUUCGGGCGCAAGAAGACGGCCGUGGCAGUGACUUAUUGCAAGAGGGGUCGGGGCCUCAUCAAGAUCAAUGGGACUCCCAUCGAGCUGAUUGAGCCAGAGAUCUUGAAGUACAAGGUCUUUGAGCCAAUCCUGCUGCUGGGCCGCCAAGCCUUCGCAAAUGUGGACAUGCGCAUCAGAGUGAAGGGGGGAGGUCACACCUCACAAAUCUACGCCAUUAGGCAAUCCAUUGCAAAGGCGCUCGUGGCGUAUUACCAGAAGUAUGUGGAUGAGCAGUCGAAGAAGGAGAUCAAGGACACGCUGGUGCGGUACGACAGGACGCUCCUGGUGGCCGACCCGCGGCGGUGCGAGCCCAAGAAGUUCGGUGGACGGGGUGCCAGAGCCCGUUUCCAGAAGUCGUACCGAUAAGCGAACAGACUGCAUAUCUUGCAAGGACCGUGCAACAGUUCCAGCUCGGAGUUGCAAUGAAGUGCACAUGGUUUGUUUCGUCUUGGAUUUGAGAGAUGGUCGAUGGUGUGUCCUGUCAUGUUGCAGCAGGCAUAGAGGCUUGCAGACGCGCACAAUGUGACAAGCAUGUGGAUAGAUCCGGGUAAUAAUUUGGGACAUGCAUGCGCUGCC
Molecule: messenger RNA, 757 nt
Organism: Klebsormidium nitens
Lineage: Eukaryota; Viridiplantae; Streptophyta; Klebsormidiophyceae; Klebsormidiales; Klebsormidiaceae
Source: the annotation of a GenBank genome assembly